Penicillium bovifimosum is the source of this 1077-nucleotide messenger RNA. RefSeq names its product Dehydrogenase multihelical. Gene Ontology annotation, molecular function: NAD binding; 3-hydroxyisobutyrate dehydrogenase activity; NADP binding. Gene Ontology annotation, biological process: L-valine catabolic process. The transcript has 3 exons. Bases 1 to 1077 code for a protein of 358 amino acids. Gene Ontology annotation, cellular component: mitochondrion. NCBI's taxonomy places the organism in Eukaryota, Fungi, Ascomycota, Eurotiomycetes, Eurotiales, Aspergillaceae. The record is from RefSeq and is a predicted model, not a curated record.
AUGAGUCUCCGAACAGCGAUGUGCCUCCCGCGGAGGGUGACUCGCCUCCAUACGUCCGCGGUGGAUCUCCGACGCUGGCCGUCUACCCGAGCUUUCUCCACGACUAUGCACCGGGACGCAACGUGGGGUUUUGUUGGGUUGGGACAAAUGGGGUACAAUAUGGCCAAAAACCUGCGCGCCAAGAUUCCCGUAUCCGACACCUUGAUCAUCCGGGAUGUAAACGAAGAGGCCAUGAAACGGUUUGCCGCUGAGGCUCAGGAGGCCGCUCGAAGCAACGGUGCAGGCGCCCAUGAAGGCCAAGUCGAGAUUGCUGCAAGUGCGCGCGAAGUCGCCGAAAAAUCGGCGGUGAUGGUGACGAGCCUUCCGGAAUCUCAACAUGUCAUCGAUGUGUACCAAUCCAUUCUCAAAAAUGGCCCGUUACCCCAGCUCGAGCAGGAGCGUCUGUUUAUUGAUACAUCAACCAUUGACCCAGUUACAUCCAAGGAUAUCGCGAAUGCAAUCCACACCACACAAACCGGCCACUUUGUGGACGCCCCUGUAUCCGGGGGCGUGGUUGGUGCCAGGGCAGGGACGUUGUCAUUCAUGUUUGGCGCUUCUUCGCAAUCAAGCGAGCUGCUUGAGCGCAUCCGCGGCGUUCUUGCUUUGAUGGGCAAGAAGUUCUGGCAUCUCGGUGAACCCGGUGCUGGUGUGUCCGGCAAACUGGCAAACAACUACAUCUUGGCACUGAACAACAUCGCUACUGCCGAGGCUAUGAACUUGGGUGUCCGCUGGGGACUCGACCCUAAGGCAUUGGCGGACAUGAUCAACUCGUCUACCGGUCGUUGCUGGCCGUCUGAGGUCAACAACCCUGUUCCCGGUGUUGUUGAGACGUCACCCGCGUCUCGCGGCUAUGAGGGCGGAUUUGGGGUCAGCUUGAUGCACAAGGAUCUACGCCUGGCUAUUGCUGCCGCGGAACAAUCUGACACUCCUCUUGUCCUCGGCACCCAUGCUCGUGAAGUCUACAAGGCCGUGGAAGACGGACACCGCGGAAAGGAUUUCUCGGUGGUCUAUAAGUGGCUGCAAGAGAAAUCCCAAUAA